AUGGCCCUGGUCAACGGCAAUCUUCUCGAGAUCCAAAGCUUUGAGUACAAGCUCAAGAAGAACAACGUGGAUGCACACCUGGUGAUGGCACUCGUGCAGAGCAUGAACUCUCAGGCGGAGACACUCCGUGACGCGCGAGGACGCCUGGAGGCCGCUUUGGCAUGCGGUGCUGCCUCGGAAGACCUCGAGCCCCUCGUGUAUCAGCUUAAUUUUUCCAAUGAUACCUACAAGGAGGCAAGCAAGCAUGUACGCCUCCACCUUCAGGCACCGAAACCCAAAGGGACCUCGAAGGCAAAGGCCAAGGCUAAGACCCCUGCUAAGAAGUAG
This is a messenger RNA of Symbiodinium sp. CCMP2592, 327 nucleotides long. The record is from the annotation of a GenBank genome assembly. NCBI's taxonomy places the organism in Eukaryota, Dinophyceae, Suessiales, Symbiodiniaceae.